GAAACAUUUCACCAUAAAAUAACUCAACAUAAUUUGACUGAGUCAACAUACCAGUUUUGGUGGCAAAAACUCUUCACAUUCGGUUAAGUACAGUUGGGUUCCGAGCAAGUUCCUUUGAUGGUAGCCGUCUCAAAGUCCAACUCCAACGAGUAGUCAGUCUCCUCUCUCACUUGCUGACUUUUACGGAACCAUAACGACUAAACCUACGCUCUUAAUUACUAUUUUUUUUUAACAACAGGACUUUUCUAUCACCUUCUUUCUCUCUGAGUUCCCGGGUUACGCUUAGAAUGGAGUUUUAGCUCAAUAUGACCAAGAUUCAGAUAGCUUCUCAAAUGGAAUAUCUUCAUUAAUGGCUUUGUGAUAUAAAUAGCUCAAUUACUGCUUUUUAGUGCCCUGGUUUUUUGGAGGUAGUCGGCUAUGGCAGCCAUUUUGAGAAAAUUGCGUCCAACUAAGACUUCUUCAGUUCCCGUUAAUGAAGAAGAUGAUGCUUUUAACGUUGAAUAUUCUAUAGCCUUGGAGUACCAUGGCCCUCCCGUAACUUACAAUAUCCCACAUGCUGCGCCCGUUGACUUCGACCACAUCCCCACAGCCGCAGCCGCCGCCAUGAUCGCUUCGGCCUCUCCGUUCAACGGGUCUUCAGUCCCGGUAAUCCAACCAAUCAUGAAAAGGAAGCCGGAGACUGGACCUGAAGCAGAGCCCCAAGUUGUAAUUCGUUCAAACUCAAACCCAAGGUUAACAGACAGUAUCCUCCAAAUUUCCGGCAACCUACAAGUACCCGACGAUAUUUCUGGCGCCGGAGAGGAAGCUGAUGAAGGGUUUGAGGAUUACAUGAACCCCACGAACUGGGAAUCGACAGAAUCUGGUUUAAGCUCGCGGAGUCUCUCGUCUGAGGUUUUUUCUCACAAGGCGGAAGACGAAGAUUGCGGCGGUGAGACUCCUCACCAUGUGAGAAGGGUUUCGGUGGUGACUUUCCGUGAUCCGGACUCGAACGACGUCGUUGAGAAUACAGAGUGGAGUGAGUCUGGUGAGGUUCAGGCUCGGGAGGAGAGGCCUAUAGCCGUGAGAACAGGGAAAAAGGGGUCCUGUUAUAGAUGCGAUACAGGGAAUCGAUUCACUGGGAAAGAGCUUUGUAUUGUCUGUGGAGCUAAGUACUGUUCUAGUUGUGUGCUGAGAGCUAUGGGGUCGAUGCCCGAAGGAAGAAAAUGCGUUACUUGUAUUGGUCAUAGAGUCGAUGAACGAAACAGGUGGAAACUGGGAAAGCGUUCAAGGUUGCUUAAGAGAUUACUCACUGAUUUAGAGGUAGAGCAGAUAAUGAAAUCGGAGUUGUUGAGUAAGGCCAAUCAGCUUCCUGCGAAUUUGGUCUUUGUUAAUGAUGAGGCUCUUAAUCAAGAAGAGUUGGUUCGAUUACAGGGUUGCUCAAACCCACCUAGAAAGCUAAAACCCGGAUCUUAUUGGUACGAUAAUGUGUCUGGUUUUUGGGGAAAGCAAGGACGAGUGUAUAGCCAAAUUAUUAGUCCCCAGCUUAAUAUUGGGGGUCAUAUUAAAAAAAAUGCUAGCAACGGGAACACCAAUAUUAUGAUAAACAAUAGGGAGAUUACCAAAACUGAGCUCGGGAUACUGCGGUUGGCAGGAGUGCCUUGUGAGGGAAAUCUUCACUAUUGGGUAGACCGAGAUGGGUCCUAUCAAGAAGAAGGAAUGAACAAUGUCAAAGGAAAAAUUUGGGAUAAAGUCACAGUCAAGAUAGCUUGUGCUUUCUUGUCUUUGCCAAUUCCUUCUGAUUCUUCAAAUCCAUCAACGGAAGAAGGGGACACCGCUCUCCCUCCCCAAAAUCAGUUAGAGGAGAAAAUGGUUUACAAGUUUCUCCUAGUUGGUUCUGAUCAGUGUGGAACAAGUACUAUAUUUAAACAGGCUAAGUUUCUCUACAAUGUUCCCUUUACUGAAGACGAAAGGCAAAACAUUAAAUGGAUGAUUCAAGCCAAGUUGUACAGCUAUCUUGGCAUACUGCUUGAAGGACGAGACAAAUUCGAAGAAGAAUGUUUGUUUGAAAUGGAAAAGGAAAAGCUCAAUCGACCUGGCCCUUCAGAGGUUAGAGGGGAGACUGAGCAAACCACCAUCUAUUCAAUUAGCCAACGAUUGAAAGCUUUCUCAGAUUGGCUGCUUAAAGUGAUGGCUUCAGGUAACUUGGAGGCCAUAUUUCCGGCUGCUACUCGUGAAUAUGCACAGUUCGUUGAGGAUCUGUGGAAUGACCCUGCCAUUCAAGAAACAUACAAUCGGAGAAACGAACUGGAAAUGCUUCCCCGAAAUGCUACAUAUUUCCUAAAUCGGGCUAUUGAGAUCUCAAGAACAGAUUACACUCCCUCUGACAUGGAUAUCUUGUAUGCUGAGGGAAUUACCUCAUCCAACAGUGUUGCUUCGGUAGAGUUUUCAUGUCCCAAAAUGGAGCAAGAGAGCAUGGUGGAGGCUUCUUUUCAGCGUGAUGCCUUGAUGAGGUGCCAACUCAUAAGAGUUCAUCCAAGAAGCUUGGGAGAAAACUGCAAGUGGCUGCAGAUGUUUGAAGACGUAGACAUAGUGCUGUUCUGCAUUUCUCUAUCAGACUAUGCUGAAUUUGUAGAGGAUGGAAAUGGAGGCCUGGUUAACAAGAUGAUGGCGAGCAAGCAGCUCUUCGAGAGCAUAGUAACUCACCCGUCAUUCGAGAAGAAAGAAUUUCUUGUGUUACUCAACAAGUAUGAUCUGCUGGAGGAGAAGAUUGAGCGUGUCCCGCUUUCAUUCUGCGAAUGGUUUCAGGAGUUCCAACCAGCUAUCAGCUACAAUCCUAGCAGUAGCAGCAGCAACACUAACAACACCACUUUGGCUCACAGAGCUUUUCAGUAUGUUGCCAUGAAGUUCAAAAGACUGUUCCAUUCUUUGACUGAUAGAAAGCUCUUUGUCUCUUUGAUUAAUGGAUUGGAGUCUGAGACGGUUGAAGAAGCUCUUAAAUAUGGUGGCGAGAUUCUCAAAUGGGUUGAAGACAAACCAAAGAUGAUUGCUGAUCAACAGAUUUCUUCUACUAGCAUCGAGGCUAGUUCUUCCUCAUAAGGAUUAUUUUUUUUGGGGGGGGGGGGGGGGGGGGGUCAUCAGCAUAGAUAUAUUGUUCUCUUUAAUACAAAUUUUUUGUAUAAAAAUAUCUAUAUAUAUUACCACUGUAGUAGUGAUUGUUUUUAGUACUUUUAUUAUUUUUGGUACAUAGAUAAGUUGCAGCUUUAUUUUUUUUAAAAGUGACGGUGUAUAAUGUAGUUAUAGGAGACUUUUUACAAAUUUUGAGAAAAUUCCGAAUAAUUUAGGAUACCAAAA
Messenger RNA from Humulus lupulus (European hop), 3330 nucleotides. Its product is annotated as extra-large guanine nucleotide-binding protein 1-like. Bases 418 to 3075 code for a protein of 885 amino acids. Gene Ontology annotation, biological process: G protein-coupled receptor signaling pathway. The record is from RefSeq and is a predicted model, not a curated record. Gene Ontology annotation, molecular function: guanyl nucleotide binding; G-protein beta/gamma-subunit complex binding; GTPase activity. NCBI's taxonomy places the organism in Eukaryota, Viridiplantae, Streptophyta, Magnoliopsida, Rosales, Cannabaceae. The transcript is spliced from 8 exons.